Messenger RNA from Paramuricea clavata, 155 nucleotides. NCBI's taxonomy places the organism in Eukaryota, Metazoa, Cnidaria, Anthozoa, Malacalcyonacea, Plexauridae. The record is from the annotation of a GenBank genome assembly.
GUGGCCACGUGAAUAUUGCAUUAAGUAUAGAUUCGUUUCGUUUCAAUAUAAAUCAACAACUGCAGAAGCAGUUGCAAGGAGACCCGUUGACCAGAAGCUCCAUGCAUCUUGUGGAAGACAUUACAUCAACGUUGGAAUUGAUUAUGCUAUAUUAG